GCUCAUUGGCGCGGCGGCCCCUCCAGGACCCGCACAUUGUUCCCCGCCCCCCGCCUCGGCCACCGCCGCCGCGGUCGCCGCCGCCACCGGGCUAUAAAAACCGGCCGAGCCCCGAAAGGUGCGGAUGCUUAUUAUAGACCAGCGCGACCUCAGCGCCCGGAGCCCGGUUCUCCGCUGCGGCUUUUGGGAGCGAGCUCCUCUCCUUGCAUCCACAGAGGCGUGCGUAAAGCUCCGAGGGCCCAGGGAGAGAGGGAGGACUCUGCGAAAGCUGCGACUAUCCCUCGGGGCCAUGGACUCGGACGCCAGCCUGGUGUCCAGUCGUCCGUCGUCGCCAGAGCCCGAUGACCUUUUUCUGCCCGCCCGGAGCAAAGGCAGCGGCGGCAGCGGCUUCACGGGAGGCACAGUGUCCUCGUCCACGCCGAGCGACUGCCCGCCAGAGCUGAGCGCAGAGCUGCGCGGCGCCAUGGGCGCGGCGGGCGCGCACCCCGGGGACAAGCUGGGCGGCGGCGGCGGCUUCAAGUCAUCCUCGUCCAGCACGUCGUCGUCCACUUCGUCGGCGGCCGCCUCGUCCACCAAGAAGGACAAGAAGCAGAUGACAGAGCCCGAGCUGCAGCAGCUACGCCUCAAGAUCAACAGCCGCGAGCGCAAGCGCAUGCACGACCUCAACAUCGCCAUGGACGGGCUGCGCGAGGUCAUGCCGUACGCGCACGGCCCGUCGGUGCGCAAGCUCUCCAAGAUCGCCACGCUGCUGCUGGCGCGCAACUACAUCCUCAUGCUCACCAACUCGCUGGAGGAGAUGAAGCGCCUGGUGAGCGAGAUCUACGGCGGCCACCACGCGGGCUUCCACCCGUCAGCCUGCGGCGGCCUGGCGCACUCGGCGCCCCUGCCCGCCGCGCGCGUGAACGCGGCCCCCGCGACCAUGCUGCGGCCACAGCGGCCCGGAGACGUGCAGCUCGGGGCCUCCCUGUACGAGCUG
Messenger RNA from Leptonychotes weddellii (Weddell seal), 976 nucleotides. It is a transcript of the gene OLIG2, whose product is annotated as oligodendrocyte transcription factor 2. Lineage: Eukaryota; Metazoa; Chordata; Mammalia; Carnivora; Phocidae. The record is from RefSeq and is a predicted model, not a curated record. Gene Ontology annotation, biological process: oligodendrocyte differentiation; positive regulation of transcription by RNA polymerase II; oligodendrocyte cell fate specification. Gene Ontology annotation, molecular function: DNA-binding transcription factor activity, RNA polymerase II-specific; protein dimerization activity; E-box binding. Gene Ontology annotation, cellular component: nucleus.